Molecule: messenger RNA, 1946 nt
Organism: Paramecium sonneborni
Lineage: Eukaryota; Ciliophora; Oligohymenophorea; Peniculida; Parameciidae
Source: the annotation of a GenBank genome assembly
UAAAAAAAUCGUUAAAAAAUAAAUGGGCAACGAACCAUCAGCUCCUAAUGAUAAGAUUGAUUUCUUGAGACCUGUUCAAAAGAAAGCACCUGAACCAACUUAAAUCAAUAAAGUUUAAUAGAAUGAAUGGAGAAUAGGAUUGUAACAUCCCCAUCUCUUAUAAACUUUGGGAGGAUAACCUGAAGGGGAUUAGUAUCGAUACUUCUUUGAAUUUUGUUAAAUUACUUUAGCAUCUUUACUUUAAGAACGAUAUGGAACAAAAAAAUACUUUCCUGAAGAAGACUUGUAGGCAUUACUUCUAGGUAUAAGUAGUGCAUUAAGUUUCUUAUAAGAAAAGGGAUUGUCACAUGGAGGUAUUUACUUAAUAUCAUAUAUUUAUUAGAUAUAUGUACAACUGAAAUAUACUUUGAUUCAAACAGUUCAAGUUUUAAAGUUUUAGAUUCAAAUUUAAUUAAUGGAAGAGGUGCUUCUAUUUAAUAAUUAAUGGCUGGGAAGUUGAAAUACCUUGCACCAGAAAUAUUAUAAAACCCUACACAACCUUUAUCAGAGUUGUAACUAAGUAAAAAUGAUGUCUGGUGUUUGGGAAUGGUAAUGUUAGAAGCAAGUACUCUUAAAUAAAAUGAUAAUCUCUAUUAAAAUGGAUUAUAAUUUAGAUUAAUCUCUGAUAGAAUCAAUGAAGUAGCUCAAAUUUACAAUUUAUAAUUUGCAGAGAAUAUUGCUCUCAUGCUCAAUUUUAAUCCAAAUGAAAGAUUAGAUCCAGUCAAUCUUUUUAAUUAUCUCCUUGAAUAAUAAAGAACAGCAAAUGAAUAAGAUUAACAAGUAGUCUAACAAUAACAAUAUCAAUAAUUACUAUAAUAAUAAUAAUUGUAUUAAUAAUAAUUAUGUUAAUAAUAAUAAUAGUAAUAGUAAUAAUAAUAAUAAUAGUUAAUGUAUCAAUAAUAAUAAUAAUAAUAAUAAUAAUAAUAAUAAUAAUAAUAAUAAUAAUAAUAAUAGUAGAUUACUUAUUAAUAAACUCAGUAAUCUCAAUUAUAGUAAUAGUAGAUGGCCUAUUAAUAAGCUUAGUAAUCUUAAUUAUAGUAUUAAUAGUAAUAAUAAAUAUAAUAUUUACCUUAAUAAGUUGAACAAUCAAAUUAUUAACCAUAAAUAGUCUAGUAACCAUAAUUAUAAUAAACCUAAAUCCCUCCUUAAUAUCUUUAGUAAUAAUAAUCGGCAAUCUAAUAAUAAUAGUACAAUACUUAAUAAACCCAAUAUUAAUAAUAAUAAUAAUCAUAAUAACAACAAUUUGCUUAAACUUAAUAACCAAGAUAAAAUCAUCAUUAUUCAAGACCCUCUCAAGAUUUCAUGAUGACUCAACCUGAAAUGAAUCAAACUAUGUAAGGAGGAGUUUCUAGAGAAAGAGUUCCAACUAAAAUUAUUAAGAAGUUAGUUUAUCCUGAUGGAAGAGUUGAAUAUCAAGAGAAAUCUCAUUCAGCUUCAAGAAUGGGUAAUUUAAUAUACAUAUAAUUUUAGUUUAAUAAACAUAAUAAUAAAAACCUUAGUAACUGCUUCCUUAGACAUAAUAAUAACCAUAAGCUAUGCCUCAAUAAUAAUAAAUAAUGGCUUAAUAAUAAUAAAUGCUCUCAUAAUAACAAAUGGUUUCUUAACAAUAAUAGAUUACUUAAUAACCCUAAUAUAAUCCAUAAUAUUAAUAGUAAUAGUAUUACUAAUAACCACAACCAUAACCUUAAUAUCAGUAGAGAUAAAAUGUGCUUGGUAAUAUUGAAAACUAAAUGUAAGUUGUUACUAAUGAAUAAAACAUUACUAGAUUGAAAUAAGAAAUUGAACAUUCAAAAACUUUAAUUUAAUAAUAUAAUCAAUAAAAACCUCAAGUUUAAGCUGAAUCUAUAGAGGAAAGAAUAAGAAAAGUUAUUGCAUAAUCAUAAGCAUUAAGAGAAAACUUUGCAUGA